Molecule: messenger RNA, 654 nt
Organism: Acaulospora morrowiae
Lineage: Eukaryota; Fungi; Glomeromycota; Glomeromycetes; Diversisporales; Acaulosporaceae
Source: the annotation of a GenBank genome assembly
AUGUCGGAGAUAGCAAAACUAAUAAGAAAACGACCACCAUCAGAUGGUGAAGUUGUAAAUUUCACGGUGUUCAAUGUACGAACAAAUUUUUUGGAAGUAAAAAAGCUCCAAUUUGCUUUAUCAUUAUUAUAUAAUUUUAUAUCCAAUAAUGAAAUCAUACAUCUUGGAAAUUACGAUCCAGAGAGUAGAAAGGUAUCCAAGGUUUUCAAAAAAGGUUCUGAUGUCAUCUUCAUAAAGUUAAUAAAGGAUAAAAAAUUUGGCCAGCGUGCGGUCAUCUACGACGGGCAGCUUCUAUAUUAUUUGAAUGAUGUUACGGACUGCAGAAGGGUCAAAGAACUCACAGUCGCAGGAAGACCAACGAACGACUCGGGUAACCCCAAAACCUAUAAGGUGGUAGUGAAAUUUUCCAGCGACAUUUUGCUCAGACCAAUGGCCGAAUAUGUAAAAGUCCGAAGAAUACUUACCGAUCGCGAUAUGUUCAAUUAUUUCGGCGUGCGUGGUGAAGACAUUACAGCCAAUUGCCUACGAAUUACUCAGAAUGCUGGUAAUUGGAAAGUUAAAAAAUUUGUCACGGGAUGCUUACUCGUGAAUUUGUCUGUAGUGUCAUUCGAAGAUUCUAGAUAUCUAAAAGAACAAGAAAUAGUAAUACUCUAA